AGAAAGACUCGGGCGACGACUGUUAUGCACUGGGGUUGGAACCCAACUAAUAUCACCUCCGAGAGCUUAAUCCUAGGCAAGACGGUUCAAAGGACAACCCAUCGAAAUUUCUAGUGGCAGAUGGCCUUUUUUACUACACCCUUCGUGGAGUGACGAUUCGAUACUGGAAUCCAUACGAUCUCGUUGGACUUUUCUUUGUCAUUUCCUAAGCCGUUCAACAAUGAAGCCAAGGAACAUUUCUUUCUUCCGCUGACAGCGGUGUACGUUCGACGGAGCGGGCAAAUUGCGUUGAGCCGAGUCAAGGCUUCUGGCGGCAUUCAGAAACUGCCUGCGCGGUUUCACUGCACGUGGUGUGAGAAAGAAGGGAUAACCCAAUGUUUUUUCCUUGGAGGUACGGAGUAUUCCGUACAGAUAUGAAUUCGAUAAAAAUGACGUGUGAGGCUGGGAGAAAAUCUUGAAGUAUGAACGAUACAAGCUCCUCUGCGAGAUUGCAUUUCCCACGAAAGACUUCAAUGUUUCUGGAGCUAGAAUGGCGAUACGGUGCCAAGAUACAGGAAUUGCGCUGGAACGUAUCCUUCUAUUGAAGCCUUACAAUGAGACGCAUAUUGACAAAGCAUAUGGCCUUACAAUUCUACCCACCUUCUUUGAUAAACAAGGCAGCAAGGGAAAGGGCAAACCCCAGAUCAAAUAUAUUUAUAGCAGAGAGCUAUGAUAACCCCUGUGACAACUGCAAAGAGUUAAUCAAAAGGUGUGCUGGAAGAGGACCUCAACUUAUUUCAUGCACCAAAAGGGGCCACAGUAUUAAUGUGGUGAUACCGCAAAAAAAACUAGCGGCGGAUUCAUUGCAUGUAUGUACGGCAGGCAUGUACGCAGUGAUUAUAGCUAUUUUCCCCACCACCAACGGCUAA
Molecule: messenger RNA, 908 nt
Organism: Coccidioides immitis RS
Lineage: Eukaryota; Fungi; Ascomycota; Eurotiomycetes; Onygenales; Onygenaceae
Exons: 2
Coding region: 594-908 (104 amino acids)
Source: RefSeq, a predicted model, not a curated record